UCCGCACCUAUUGCCAUGCUCGAUAACUAUCGGGAAUCGGAUCGGAUUUCGGAUUCAUGUCCUGUAAGCGGUUCAUCUGACACCCGUAAGGCAAAUGGGUGCUCCAGUGCUCACCAACGCCUGGUCGCCGCCCUUGGUGCUUUCCACCUGAGUUCCUCGUCGUCGGGGAAGUUCGCCGAGGGAAGGUGGGGAAGAUUCCGAUUCGAAGAAGCCCGUAAGAGCGGCAGAGUUGGAACAGGAGAAAGGUGCCACUGGAGUGGUAGAUCUGAACAGGGGAGUGAAGUUGGGAAUAUGGGAUCUGUUUCCUCUUGCUUGCUUGAAGAGGAUACCGAGGAAUAUCAACAUUCAAGUGCUUCGGUUUUCAGAAGCUGCAUCUGCCUCAGAUGCUUGGCUCAGCAAUUGAUAAGCGUGUACACUGCAUUAUUUUCAAGAGAGGAAGUGCAUGCCGCUCCUUCAUCUUUGCGGGAAAGAGUUCCUGUUGCAUCUCCAUCACUAAACAUUAAUGACUCUAUUCCUGACACGUACAAUGCUCCGCCCAGGCCUGUACCUUAUGAUGAUCCUAUAUUCUCCCAGCGUCAGCAUGAUGGGCUUAUCUCAAGGCACGAUAAAAUCUUAAGCCAUUUCCAUGAGGAGUCUGAACCAUUUAUAAACAACAAUGAUAAUGAGGCAGAAUUGAAAACAGAAGGCAAAUGUAAGUCAAUCUUUGACGGAGGAUACAAAUUUGGUCAGCCAGAGUCGUCACUAAAGCGCUUCUCUGCAGAACCCAGAAAAGAAAUAAUGAAUAACUUUCCCUAUGAGGAUGAGGAUGUUUGUCCAACAUGUCUUGAAGAUUAUACUUCUGAAGAUCCCAAGAUUACAAUGCAAUGUUGUCAUCAUUUCCAUCUUGGUUGUAUAUAUGAGUGGAUGGAGAGAAGUGAUGCAUGUCCUGUUUGUGGCAAGAUGAUGGUAUUCAAGGAAGCAACAUGAUCACUCCAUGAACUCCGUGUGCCAAAGUUUGUAUGUAUCCAUAAUGUGUAUCUCAAUGCCGCGAGUCUUCAUGUAUGCAUGAUUUUGCGGGCUAUUUAUAUUUACGUCGGUGAAUCUUUUGAAAUGACAAGGAGGAAGUCGCACGGCUUGUGCUCGGGUGGAGAGUUUUACGUAUUAGGCUCGAUAUUGUACAUGAAGUCCAUUUAAGAAAAAUCUCCGAUCGUCCGAUAGUGGAAAAAGAUGAGCAUGCCAAUCUGAUGAUGACUCAGUUUGUGACAAGUGAAAACAAUACAUAGGAGAGGAUUACUGCUCGAGAGUCGGUGGUAUUUGUUUUCUCUUUAGCAUGUGGGCAAUGAUCGGCAUGGUUGCUGUGAACCCAAUCUACUUUUUCCUUUAUCAGUACAAGUUGUCUCUGAAGAGUGUUUAAGCA
Molecule: messenger RNA, 1396 nt
Organism: Musa acuminata AAA Group (dessert banana)
Lineage: Eukaryota; Viridiplantae; Streptophyta; Magnoliopsida; Zingiberales; Musaceae
Product: E3 ubiquitin-protein ligase At3g02290
Exons: 5
Coding region: 16-966 (316 amino acids)
Molecular function (GO): ubiquitin-protein transferase activity
Source: RefSeq, a predicted model, not a curated record